GAUCAACGUCACGUAGCAGCACCGGAAACAUAUCCAGAUAGCUUACCAUCAAGAACACAACCUCACCACCGAGCCCUGGCCUUAUUAUUUUGACAUGGAGUCUACACUUGAACAGCAUCUUGACGACACCAUGAAAAAUCCGGCCAUUGUUGGCGUUCUCUGUACGGAUCAACAAGGACACAAUCUAGGGUGCAGAGGUUCAUUAUCAGAUGAGCAUGGUGGUGUGGUUUCUGUGCUGGCACGGCAAGCAGCCACACUCACACGAGACCCAACUGACCUGACCCCCACCGUGUGUCUUGAAUCUGACUCGGGAAAUAUCUUGAUACGGCCGCAUGGAACAAUCACAGUAGCUGUUCACAAGAUUGCAUCCUGAAGCCACUAUACUUUCGAUUCCUUAUUUAUUGUUUUCCCAUCAUUUACAGGCUGUAUUGCAAAAGUCGUUGCAGUCUAAUGGUUUACUGGCAUCCUAAAUUCUCAAUAUGCAAUAUGAGGAUGACAUGGGAACACACUGGCGAAAACUAAUGAAUGUGAAAAAUAAACAUUUUAGCAACUCAACAUCAGUAUCACAAAGCUGAGAAUAAUGAUUAGCCUAGUGCUACUAUCUAACAUGGGCUGAAGUUUAUUUUAAAUUAAUAUGAGAAUAAUGCUUUAAGGCCUAAACUGCCAUGGAAGACAUUAACUUUACUUUUAUGCUUACUUUUUAUGAAACCCUUUUUCAUAAUAUAUUUCCUGGUUGGUCACAUCUCUCUGUUGAUAUAUAUUCAAAAUUCAAACAUAUUCAGUCAAUAAAAUGUAUUUUAACCAAUAA
Molecule: messenger RNA, 808 nt
Organism: Sardina pilchardus (European sardine)
Lineage: Eukaryota; Metazoa; Chordata; Actinopteri; Clupeiformes; Clupeidae
Gene: lamtor5
Product: late endosomal/lysosomal adaptor, MAPK and MTOR activator 5
Exons: 4
Coding region: 95-373 (92 amino acids)
Biological process (GO): positive regulation of TORC1 signaling; cellular response to amino acid stimulus
Cellular component (GO): cytoplasm; Ragulator complex; lysosome
Molecular function (GO): guanyl-nucleotide exchange factor activity
Source: RefSeq, a predicted model, not a curated record